UGAUAACAACAAAGUCAUUACGUGAGGUUUCCCCUCUGAAUAUUUUUUUUUCAUAACGCCCUUCAACUCUUUCUUAGCAAUUGAUAGAUAAACAUCAGCGCAGAACGGUAAAGCUUAUUCCUUUUUUUUUAAUUUCUUUUCUACUGAUAUAACUAUGACAACUUCAAAAUCAGUGGUAAUUGGUGUUUUGGCACUACAGGGAGCAUUUAGAGAGCACAUUGCUUACUUCAACGAACUAAUACAACAAAACCCCAAUGACUAUGCUGACUACGAAUUUAACAUCAUUGAAGUAAAAACCAAAGAAGAUCUCAGUCAAUGUGACUCGUUGGUAAUACCUGGUGGUGAGAGCACGUCAAUUUCAUACAUUGCUGAACGUACUCACUUAUUACCACAUCUAUAUGAAUUUAUAGCGGAUGAAUCAAAAAGUGUAUGGGGAACAUGUGCAGGAAUGAUAUUUUUAUCACGACAACUACUCAAUGGUAAGCUAAACCAAAAGAUAUUGGGUGGUCUUAAUGUUGAGGUUAGUAGAAAUGCAUUUGGAAGACAAUUGAAUUCUUUUGAACAACCACUUGAUUUUAGUUCGUUUAUACCUGGUUGUACCAAUUUUCCAACUGUGUUUAUCCGAGCUCCUGUUGUUACCCGCAUUUUAUCCAAUCCUGUACAUAGCCAAGAAGAAGACCACCAUAAACAAGGAGUAAUCAUGACUGAAAACCCUUAUGUUAAUAAUGCGUCGGUCGAAGUAUUGUACAGUUUAAAAAACUAUGACAGUCAGGAUCAUGACUUGAUCGUUGCUGUUAAACAAGGCCAUAUUUUGGGUAUAUCAUUUCAUCCAGAAUUAGCUGGAGAUUAUAGUUUCCAUAAAUGGUUUAUUGACGAGUUUGUAUUAAAGAGGAAGGUACAUAGUUAAUUAAUAUAGAAAUAAAAAAA
Molecule: messenger RNA, 927 nt
Organism: Spathaspora passalidarum NRRL Y-27907
Lineage: Eukaryota; Fungi; Ascomycota; Pichiomycetes; Serinales; Debaryomycetaceae
Gene: SNO1
Product: putative pyridoxal 5'-phosphate synthase
Exons: 1
Coding region: 155-907 (250 amino acids)
Biological process (GO): pyridoxal 5'-phosphate biosynthetic process; pyridoxine metabolic process
Cellular component (GO): cytosol; glutaminase complex
Molecular function (GO): glutaminase activity
Source: RefSeq, a predicted model, not a curated record